AUGUUUAAACACACCAAGAUUUUUGACGUGCCUUGUUUCAGUGGUCAAGAUCUCACUAAUUUUAUCAACAAUAAAUGCCAAUACCGCAAUCGCCAAAAACAACGACAAACUCUGGCAACAAAAGACAACCCUCAGCAAAAUUCCCGGACGGUUCACAGCCUUGAAUUGAGUGCUAACCAAAGAAGGGAACCAUCCUUUAAACUAGAUCGAUGGAGCAUCAAAGUUGAAAAUUUUCAAAAAAAAAUUCCUCGGAAUUUGUCUACUUCUGAUAGAUUAACAACAAAAACUAUAUUUAUUUUAAUAUUUUUUCUUCUUUUAAUUAUUUCAUCAGUACAAAUUAAUGGAGAAGAUCAACAACGAAAACAACAAGAUGAAGCGAUUUUGGCUGUUUUUCGAGAUAGCUAUGAAGGACAUGAAGUGGAAUUACAGAGGAUGGUCAUGGAUAGAUCAACGGGCCGUCUUUAUGUUGGAGCCGUUAAUCACUUGUAUGAUUUGUCUCCAGAAGGAUUGGCGAUCCGAGAACAUGCUUUAACUGGGCCUCGUGCUGAUUCUGUUCUUUGUGCAGAUGCCUUAAAUAUAUGCAAAGAGCCAUUAGUACCUACAGAUUCACAUAUAAAGGCGUUGGCUAUAUUUCCGGAUUCUAACAAAUUGAUUGAAUGCACUUCUCUUUAUCAGGGCCGUUGCCGAACCAGAAACUUGUCAAACAUUCGUCGAGAGAGUGAUGUUCGUUUCUCUAGGCCUGGAAUUGUACCUAAUGAUGAUCAUUCUUCUGCUCAAGUAUUUGUUGGUUCUGGCCCAUCGACAGGAGGGUCUUCAUCUCAGCCGCGUGUUCUUUAUGUUGGAUCCACCUACGUUCCUAUUAGCUUAGGACCCCGAGAUGCUUUAGACGUACCUUCAGUCUCCUCGAUUUCACUGGAAAACGGUCGCCUUUUUGAGUUUACAGAGCAGUCAAUCAGUUCUGGAACUUAUAUGAAACUGGAUUAUAGAAGGAUGCCAAUUGAUUAUAUUGGUGGUUUUGAGGCCAAUGGUUUCGCUUAUUUUGCUACAAGACAACCUAAAUAUACACCGCAACCUGAUGCCCAACCGAUUAUUUCAAAGUUGGUUCGAGUCUGCACUCAAGAUCCGAAUUUCUACUCAUAUACUGAAGCUCCAUUAGAGUGUGAAUGGGCGGGCCAGAGUUACAAUCUUCUCCAAGCUAUUUAUUUGGCCAAUGCUGGGUUUGAUCUUGCGGCAACAAUGCGAUUAAAACCAACUGAUCUUGUUCUGUUUGGAGCAUUUGCAAGAGGGGAAGGCCCAGAGAGGAACCUAACAACUCGAGAUUCUGCGUUAUGUGCUUUUUCUCUUCGACAUAUCGAAGCCAAAUUUUUUGAGAAUGUUCGUGUCUGUUACAACGGAAAUACACGUACAAACCUUCCUUGGUUCAAUUCUGAUAAAAUGUGUACGGCAACACGAUAUCCGGACUCUGAAAUUAUGUGUGGCAAAGAUGUGAAUAGCUAUAUCGGUGGAGAGAUACCAAUUUCGGCUAGAGCUUUUCUCGUGGAUCGAACUUCACUUUUUACUUCUUUAGCCAUUUCAUCCGUUCAAACAGCUACUGUUGCAUUUAUUGGCACGAGUGAUGGUGUUCUUCAUAAGGCGUUACUAGAAGGUGAUGAUGGACAAUCACACAUCUUUAAGUCAAUCCAAGUUAGUAGCGAUGGAACUCCUAUCUUGCAGGACAUGGAAUUGGACGAAAAGAAUGGAUUUCUGUACGUAUUACAAAAACGUGCGUUAUACAAGAUAAACAUCCGUCUUUGCGCUCAAUCACAAGAUUGCCACUCAUGUCUGAAUGCAGGAGAUCCAUACUGUGGUUGGUGUUUAAAACCUUCGGCAUGUACAACGCAAGAAGUUUGUGAGGCUGAUGCUUUAAAUCCACGUGCAGACUGGCUUAACUACAAAUCAGGACGUUGUCCUGCUAUUCGUGCCGUAGAACCACGGGAGCAACAAAUAACAUUUUCACGUCCUAUUCAUGUUCGUAUAGAAAAUGCGCCACCAGCACUUGCUAGUCAUGAUGGAUCAACUAAAGCAACGCUUUACUGUUCUUUUCAUUUUCCAAAUCAAAUGCUAGUCAAUGUUUCAGCUAUUUCUAGAGAGGGAGAUCAAGUUGUUUGCGCAACACCAAUUCGCUCAAACCUUAAAACUCUCUUGGCUAGAACUCAGACAAUAAACGAAGUAGCACGGGAUGGACUUGUUGCUCGUCUAUCAAUAGUUCAAAGUGCUGAUUCAGCCGUACUUGCUUCAACUAAUUUUACUUUCUUUGAUUGCCAUCAAUUAAUCAGUUGUCAAGAAUGUGCUUCUGUUCGUUUUAGUUUAUGCGAUUGGUGCGCACUAACUGCUAAAUGUGUCCCUAAUGCUGAGGACGUUUGUCAAGGAGAAUCACUUGUUAACUCCGUCAGUAGAAUUGGUCCUUCUUCGCGACGGGGCCCUGAAUUCUGUCCUCAAUUUUCAUCUCCAGAUGGCGAUUUGUUUGUUUCAUCAGGUCAGCGUCGCAGAGUUAAAGUUCAGGCUACCAAUUUACAUGAACAAAUGGGGGCCUUCAAAUGCCAAUAUACUCUAAUUGAGCAAAAUAGUGUUACGCAUGAAAAAUUGGCACAGCGAGAAGGAAAUGAGAUUAUUUGUGAGGAGAUGCUUUUUGAUUUUAACGGUUCUGGUGAUGGUAAUGGGACUGGUACAGCUCUAUUUAAUAUUGUUUGGGCACCACCUGGUUUAACAACUUCUACUAUUUUUCAUCCGCUUGAUAACAGUCAAAAAAUGAAAGUGAUAAUUUAUCGGUGUCAACAAUUGGCCACAAACUGUGGCCUUUGUUUAGGAUUGGAUUCGAGAAAGUUUGAAUGUGGAUGGUGUGAAAAUGAGGGAAUUUGUUCUCCAAAAAAUGACUGCAAAGAAGGAUGGCUUUCACGUGGAAGCAACAACUUAGUUUGCCCUAAUCCUCGAAUUGAUGAUUUUCAACCGCAGAAAGGUCCAAUCAAUGGAGGAACAAAAAUAACUAUUCAUGGCACUAAUUUGGGUUUAAGUUUUGCUGAUGUUCGUGAUACUGUGCGGGUUGCGAGUGCUAAAUGUGAUGUCAGUGAGGCAGAGUAUUUGCCUUCUCGACGAAUUGUUUGCUACACAAGAGCACCUAGCACACGUCAAAAGCAGGGACAGCAUGUGAUUGUACGUUUGCGUGAUGAUCGUAAAUACACGGCUGUUUCUACGCAGACUUUCACUUACACAAACCCUCAAAUAUCAUCUUUUCAGCCAUUUAGAGGACCAAAAAGUGGUGGAACAGAUUUGACAAUUCUUGGUAUGGAUCUCGACUCUGGUAUUACUUUUAACCUCAGUAUUGGUAAUUCACCCUGUGAGCUGCGUCAAAGGUCUUCUUCUAUGGUCGUAUGUAGAACGGGUCCAGCUUCAUCUGAAAAGCCUGAGUAUUUGGUUUUGAAUGCAGAUGGUACUCAAAUACGGGUCGAUAAUGUUCAAUUUCAAUACACGUUAGAAUUUAUAUCUAUUCUGAUAUUAAGCUUUUUUAGUGCCAAUCCUUCAAUUGAUCGUGUUCCAAAACCUGUUUCCACUAUUUCUGGUGGAAUUCUAAUUGAUGUACAUGGCAAUGGUUUGGAUCUAUUGCAGCGGCCUCGAAUGAUGAUCAACUGGGAAGGACAGACCUUUUGGGGCGCUAAAUGUGAAAUAAUUGACGAGCAUUUAAUGAUAUGUAGAACUCCACCUUUAGAAUUAUCUUUGGAUCGCCGUAUUCAAUUGAGCAUUGAACGGCCUUUGCGAGUAGAUUAUGGAUUUGAUUUGGAUGGCGCACUCACUGGCAACUUGACUUCAUCAGCAGACCGAACACUUCCUAAACUAUUGGUUUUUCCUGAUCCACGUCUUCAACCUCUCCCUGAAGUGCUAACUGUCCGACCAGGAGGAGAUUUAGUUCUAAAGGGGCACAAUCUAAAUUUGGCAGCGUCUGCACGCGAUGUUCGUGUCACUGUUGGAGGUAUGCCAUGUAAUGUAACUGCAUUGGCUAUUAAUACACUCACAUGUGUUUUACCUCAACACUUGGAUGAAGGACAACGCGAUGAACAAAUGGAUGUGCUAGUUUAUAUCGGAGACAAAAUAGAGAAGGUCGGAGAGGCGUCUCAACACUUUCGGGUUCCAGAUCCUUCACAAUGGCUUAUUUUAACUGUUGCUGUUGCCUUCCUUGGAGUAUUUUUGGCAUUGAUGCUUUUCGUUUUUUAUCGUCGCAAAGCUACUUGUCACAAUAGACAAUUGCAUUAUUUAAAGGCUCAAAUGAAUUCAAUCGAGAUGCGCGUUGCACAAGAGUGCAAAGAAGCUUUUCACGAAUUACAAACAAAUAUGAAUGCUUUGGCUGGUAGUGUGCCUCAGGGUGCGUCUUUCAUCCCUUUUCUGCCAUAUUCAGUUUAUGCCGCUCGUAUUCUUUUUCCACAUUUUUCUGGUACUUCACCGGCAUCAUUGCAUCCUGUCCUAAGAGAAUUGACUGUUGAACAAGAUAGAGCUUUACAAGUAGAAAGUAGCUUAAGGCAAUUGCACUGCCUUCUCCAGAAUCGUAUUUUUCUUCUAUGCUUUGUUCGUUCUAUUGAUGCUAACAAAUAUUUGCUGGUAAAGGAUCGUGUUUAUGUUGGUUCUCUUUUAAUGGUUGUUCUACAGCGUGACUUUAAUGUGCUCACUGACGUGCUCAAACAAUUGCUCAGGGAUUUAAUUAGACGGAAUGUUGAGAGUAAAUUUCAACCAAAAAUUCUUUUUCGUAGGGCAGAAUCUGUGGCUGAAAGAAUGUUAUCUGCCUGGUUUGCAUUUCUCAUGUAUAAACAUUUGAGGAGAAGUGCUGGCAAACAACUUUAUCAACUUUACUGGGCUACAAAACAACAAACUGAAAAAGGACCGCAAGAUGCUAUAACAAUGGAUGCCCGUUAUUCCCUUUCAGAGGAAAAACUUUUGCGUGCUUCUGUUGACUUUAGGGAGCUAACAAUUUUUAUUUUGUCUGACUCAAAUUCUACAGUUUGUGAUACACAAGUUCGUGUACUUGAUUGUGAUUCUAUUGGACAGGUUAAAGAGCGUUGUUUGGAUGCUAAAUAUAAAACAACACCUUUUUCUGAACGUCCAUUAUCUUCAGAAAUUGAUCUUGAAUUGCGUACACCAAAACAUAGGAUGGUUUUGCAAGAUCUAGAUGGAAGUUCUCGAUUUGAAGCAGGCGGUUUUUGGCGGUAUAACACUCUAGCUCAUUACAAGGUUGAGGAUAAAGCAACAUUUGCACUUGUUCCUAGAAAUGCCACCUCAUCUUCUUACAAUCUUUCUCUGAUUUCUGAUAAAUCUGACAAAUCUUCUGGUGGUUCUUUUGCAUUUUCUUCUACCCAUUUUCAUCAAUACACUGCUACAGCCAAUAGUCCAGUUCUUCAAAAAACUUCUGCUGUUGGUGGUGGAGGUUCUUUUUUCACUACUGGCUCUAUUGGCGGUCAUUCUAUAGCUGGCGGUGGAAGGUCGGCCGCAGAUACUUUUGCAGCUGGCGGCACUGGAACAAUGCGUGUUUUUCAUUUGGUCAGACCACCAAACUCAAAUGUUUCUCAUGGAACAGAAGGUCAAGAACAGAAAAUGGUCACUGAAAUUUAUUUAACAAGGCUGCUGACAAUGAAAGGGACAUUACAAAAGUUCAUUGAGGAUAUGCUUGAAACUAUUUUCUCUUCAACCUCAUCACCUCAAUCUCCUUUUCCAUAUUGUGUAAAGUAUAUGUUUGAUUUCCUUGAUGAUCAAGCUCGUGAACAUGGAAUUGUCGACCCUGAAGUGGUGCAUGUAUGGAAGAGCAAUUCACUACCACUUCGUUUUUGGGUUAACCUUAUUAAGAACCCUGAUUUCAUUUUUGACAUCCAAAAGCCGACACGCAUUGAAGGAUCUCUAAAUGUUGUGGCCCAAACUCUUAUGGAUGCAUGUUCUACUCAUGAACAACAUUUAACGAAAGACUCACCAAGUAGUAAACUUCUUUUUGCAAAUGAGAUGGACAAAUACCGUCAAUGGGUUCAGCGUUUUUAUACUCAAAUUGCAGAGGCAGAGCCAAUUCCUGAUAGAGAGAUGGCUAUGCUUUUGGCUGAAGAGAGUCAAGAACAUGGACAAGAAUUUAUGAUUUACUCGGCUCUUAACGAAAUUUAUUCUUAUGUGAAUCAAAAUAAGGAAAUGCUUUUUGAAGAAUUGAGCCAAAAUGAAUUUGCUUUGCAACAACAACUACCUGAGGCUCUUCACAAACUAUUAGAUACAAUGGAAGUUCCUCCCGAUGCUCAAUUCAACGGUUCCAUGUUACUAUCGGAUACUUAUGCCGAUUCGAAGACCAAACUUGUGACACACAACGGUAACUUUUAUUAGCCAUCAUUAUAGCUUUUCUCAUCCUUUUUUUUCAUCAUAUAAAUUUAAUUAUAAUCUUGAUUCUCCCUUCUUUUACUACAUAUAACUUUGUUAUCUGAUCAUUGUGACUUCAGGAUUACUCGAUUCUAGCUACUUUUUUCGUUAACUGCUUUAAGAUAUGUUUUUUUUUCGAAAUUUCCUUCUGCCCUAAACUCAUGGGGCCAGUAAAUCGUAGAGAUGACUUAUCAAACAAUUUUACGGCUUGUCACACUCUUCAUCGCUACGUCAUCAUAAUCCUUAAGUCACUCGUAUAUCCCCAAGCCAUUUUAAACG
Molecule: messenger RNA, 6687 nt
Organism: Meloidogyne enterolobii
Lineage: Eukaryota; Metazoa; Nematoda; Chromadorea; Rhabditida; Meloidogynidae
Source: the annotation of a GenBank genome assembly